CGACAAGCUGAUUCCCAGCCUGGUGAAGUAUUAUUACUCCUGGAAGAAAACACGGAGCCGCACCAGCGUGAUGGACCGCCAGGCCCGGCGUCUGCUGGGCCGCAAGGAGCGUGAUGACAGCAACGAUGAGCUGGAUGAACCUCGCCUCGCCAACGAGGGCGAAGCGGAGGCGAUCGACCCCAAAAAGGAGACGUUUCACCCCAAAAACGGUGCCGGGGGGGGGCGGAAGGAGGUGCAGUACCGUCAUCACCCCCCCAGGCAAAGGAGGAGACCCCCCCGGGGGAUGCAUCUGAGCCGGGAGGACGUGGAGGGGGUCAGCGCCAACCCCGAGCUGGGGGCUGCGGCGCUGAGGCAGCUGGACUGCCAGCUGGUGGCCCUCAAACGGCAGGUGGGGGGGGGGCUUAU
Molecule: messenger RNA, 405 nt
Organism: Phasianus colchicus (ring-necked pheasant)
Lineage: Eukaryota; Metazoa; Chordata; Aves; Galliformes; Phasianidae
Source: RefSeq, a predicted model, not a curated record